AUGUUUUCUUGUCUAUUGUGUGGUCUUAUAGUGUGUUCACUGCUGGCCAGCGGUGCUAUCGCUCUGUUCGGUCCAUUAGGCGGACGGACAGCACUCCACGUCCAGUCUAUUUGUGAUGCUCUGGAAAUACCGCACAUUGAAUGUCAUUGGGAUAUGAGGGAUACCGUCGAUCAUCUCUCCAUUAAUCUCUAUCCAAAGCCAUCGUCUUUAUCACGAGCUUAUGUCGAUUUAGUUAAGGCUUGGAAUUGGAAGACAUUUGCCAUUGUCUACGAGGAUAAUCAUGGUGUCGUUCGCAUCCAAGACUUCUUGAAAGAAGCGCAACAAAACGGUUGGACUAUAAGUCUCUACCAGUUCUCUGGGAAGCCCUACAGAGACCUGUUUUGGGAAAUCAAAAAAACAAAGUUCUAUAACAUUAUCGUUGAUGUCAAACGACAGCAUAUAUUCUCUGUUCUUAAACACGCACAGCAGGUCGGGAUGAUGACUGAGUUCCAGAGUUAUCUCAUAACAUCUCUCGUAAGUGUCUCUUAUUAA
This is a messenger RNA of Oppiella nova, 531 nucleotides long. Lineage: Eukaryota; Metazoa; Arthropoda; Arachnida; Sarcoptiformes; Oppiidae. The record is from the annotation of a GenBank genome assembly.